CACUGCCAUCAAACAUUAGUCGCGUUUACCCCGAGAAUUCUUUAGUUUUUAUGGUUAUAGUCUUUAAAAAAGUCAAUUCAUUUGUUAGAUUCUUGUUCUAUUGAUAAAAACCUCUGCUAUCUGUUUACUUUUAAGGGUAUUCAUUUGAAAAACCAAAACUCGUUUUUAAACUGCUUUUACUGUGAAAUUAAAAGACAAUUAACUAAAAUCGGAACCUACGGUUGCUACAAAGAUGGUAUUUGAUGUUUUAUUAAACUUUUCAAAAUCAAUUGCCUAUUGAUUAAUGUCUGUGUACACUACAUUAUUUACCCUAUGUAUGUUAACUGACGUUAGGUAAACUACUGACUGUGGAGGUAGGAAUUUAAUAACGAGUUUAAACCCAAAGCAUCGUACCUCGUUAAACCAUCUUUAUGGAGUAAAAAGGAUUUUCAUUGCACGAUACAAAUAUUUCCUCUUAAACGAUCGUUUAAUUGAUUCCAUUGCCUAUUUGCUGCAAGACUCGUCAAGUAGCGACAGUUUAGAAAUCCGACUUUGUAUCGCAUUAUUGGCGGCGACUAGACGCGAGUCUCUUAUUAAAUCUUCUUUAGAACAACAAGGUACCUUCGAAUAAAAGUCUGACAACAAUAAUAGUCUUGUGUCUUUUGGAGUGAGCUUCUUGAUACGUGGCAGCAAUAAUUUGUGUUCUCCUUGGAUUAAGCUUUUGAUACCCAUUAUUUUUACAAAUUAAUGUCUUCUGGUGAUGCUCGUCGAAGACAACGUGUCUCUAGAGCUUGUGAUGAAUGCCAUCGAAGGAAAAUAAAAUGCGAUCAACAAAAGCCAUGUUCCAAUUGCAGAACAUACAAUUAUGAAUGCACAUAUGGCCAACCAUUCAAACGGUUGUUGCAUUCUCCCGAAAAAUACAUACAGUUUUUAGAGUUCCGCCUCAAAUAUUUAAAAAAAAUGGCCGAGCAGGUCAUUCCUGAUGUUAAACUUCCGGCCUUCUUAAAUAUCCCGAAUGAAAACUUCGAUUAUGGUCCGGAAAGUGUUCAUGCCGAGAAAGACGCCUCUCCUACAAAGCGUCCUUCAUACGAAGAAAUUGAUAGUGUUUUUGAUCGAUAUGGUCAACUAAGUUUAAGAGAUAAUGGACACGCAGAUUAUCGAGGUAGUUCUUCUGGUUUUGUUUUUAUGCAAAACAUCCAUAAAAACAUCGCUCGGACUUCUUCUACUUCUUCCUCUUCUGGUCCCGUUCACACCACUCCUAGUAGUGAACCUUUCAAGCUUCCGUAUCUCCCUCCAACGCCCUCGGAAGAGAACGAAAAGGAUUUCAUUCCACAGAUUCAGUUUCCUUCUUAUGAGGAAGCUCGAUCUGUUACAGGUAAUUUUUUCUUAAAUGAUCACUUUUUGGUUCAUUUUCAUCAUAUUCCGACCUUUUAUGAACGAUUGCAUAUAUACUAUCACUCUGAAAAAAAAGAUCCUAAUUUUCAUUUUCUGCUGGCUGCAACUUUGUGCCUUGGUUACACAUAUUUGUCAUCGACUACGAACGCUUCCGUUUAUCCUUAUCACAAAGCGUACAGAUACUACUACUAUAUAAGAGCCGCCUUUCAUUUUGAAGAUAGUUAUGAUAUAGAGGUCAUCCAGGUUCUCGUGUCGGUAGCGCUGUUCGCCUUAUUCAGUUCAAGGCUUUCGCAAGCCUAUAGUUUUAUGAACAUUGCGUUGUUUUGUUGUCAUGAGUUAGGUCUUCAUAGAGACUUUUCCGACGUUCUUACAUCUCCUGAGACCAGGUUACGAAAGCGAGUGUUUUAUUCUGUGUAUGUAAUGUCUUGCUAUACAAGUACUAUAAUUGGUCUCCCACUUACUAUUGAAGAUGAUGAAAUUGAUCAAGGACUUCCUAACUCGUACGACUUUGUUUUAGACAAUGAAGCUAUUCCUGCCAACGUGGUAGCUUCCGAAUGUGGUAGCUUAGAGAUAUUUAAUCAACACAUAUCUCUUUCUAGGAUUUUGAGCCAUUUUGUUCGAAAAGUUUACCCUAUAAAGUCGAGUAAUGAUGCUAAUUGUCGUGUCUCUCUUACCGCAGUGAGAGAACAUGAGAAUAGGUUGACGAAUUGGUGGAAAAAUCUACCCAACUAUUUGAAGUCGGAUGAUGUUCCUGAGUUUUCUCCCAAAUGGAUCCAGGCUAUAAGUUUAGAGCUCAAGUUUCGACAAAUUGAGCUUAUUUUCUACAGGCCUUUUGUCCAUAACAUUAUGGACCCUUUGGAGGAGUCCACGACGAAACCAACAAUGCCUUCCAGCUUUGCAUUGAAAUGUGUGCAGUCAGCCGAGCGUAUUGUGGAAUUAUUGAAAAGGCUAUCUAGGUUGCCAAGUAUGCCAAAAAUGUUUUUCAAUUUAUACGCAGGUUACUAUGCGUCAAUGACACUCGUGUAUUCGGCAAGCUUAACGAGAGAAACCACCGCUCGAUCAAACGCUUUUAUUGGGAAGGCACGCGAAGGGUACUCUACGUUGACUGAGAUUUAUCAAGGAUCGGCCUAUUUUUCGACCAUUUUAGAUGCAAUUCGCAAUAUGCUACUUGCCUAUGAUAUGAAUCUUCCACGGAAGGAAUAUCCUAAUUACCCACCUCAGAAUUUAUUCCCGAAUGAAUUGCCCAAGGGUACCACAAACAUUCCUCAGGAGAUGCCGAUACCCGCACCAUUAGGGUUUUCUCAGAUUGGAAUGAAUGCUCCAUUUUCUGCUUAUUCAUUAGUAAACGGUGAACCAUCUUUAUAUUCUUCUUAUCCGCCUUAUCAGAACUACCCGUCGUAUACGGGAGUACCUUUGCCAGCGCAAAGUAACUAUCCUCUAUUACCACAACCAGGUUAUUACGAUCCUAAUUCCUAUCAUCAUGAACAAAUUUAUGGAAAAUAUCAUUCGUAUAACUCUAUGCCAUACCCAGCUUCUUAUACUCCAAGCACGGUACCGCAGACUUAUCCACCAUAUCCUAUGUAUCCGUAUCCUCUUCCUGCUUAUUAUCCGCAACCCCAGCCAUCUGCAUCCUCGGAUUCCAAUACUAUGCUUUCUAGAAAUACCCCUAUGAAUUAUGGAAUGCCCAGCGGACCUAUGCCCCCGACCACGUACCCUUCAUAUCCACUAGGAGCUGAUCAAUCUGGCAAAAGGUUGUUAGAUCCGUCUAACAUGAGACAAAGCAAGCGUUAAUAACCAUUGCUAAUUAGACGUUGCUUUCUCAUGAAAAAAGGACUUUAUUUAGUUUUCUCAUAUUUGGCAUUAUUUGGCAUUGAAUAUCAUUUGCAUCCAUUUUAACCUCCCGGAAUAAAACUCAUCCGAAUUAAAUUAUUAGUGUUUGAUGUUUUUAAAACCAAUAAGUGUUGAAGACAAUACAUGUCACAAAGAACCGUUAUGGACUUUUGAAAGAAACUUACGGAAGAUUGUUUGACUACAAAAUAUAUAGAAAGAACUGAUAGACACGCAUGCUUAGUUCUGCUUAUUUCCUUUAAUUAGUGACCAUUUGUUUUUUGCUCGUUUUUUGUUUUUGUUUUUGUUUUUGCUUUUGUUUUUUUGUUUUCUUAUAUUAAAUCUAAAUAUAUUACAUGUCUAACAUAAUCUAUGAAUUCUAAAUUGAAGAUAUAAUUUGUGGGCUGAUUUUACCAAGACAAACACCAAGUAUAUACGUUGAUGCAUCCUUACCAGGCUUUCUAAA
Molecule: messenger RNA, 3667 nt
Organism: Schizosaccharomyces octosporus yFS286
Lineage: Eukaryota; Fungi; Ascomycota; Schizosaccharomycetes; Schizosaccharomycetales; Schizosaccharomycetaceae
Product: transcription factor
Exons: 3
Coding region: 727-3165 (812 amino acids)
Biological process (GO): DNA-templated transcription; positive regulation of transcription by RNA polymerase II
Cellular component (GO): nucleus
Molecular function (GO): DNA-binding transcription factor activity, RNA polymerase II-specific; sequence-specific DNA binding; zinc ion binding
Source: RefSeq, a predicted model, not a curated record